Messenger RNA from Bradysia coprophila, 1821 nucleotides. Its product is annotated as tubulin alpha chain pseudogene. Lineage: Eukaryota; Metazoa; Arthropoda; Insecta; Diptera; Sciaridae. The record is from RefSeq and is a predicted model, not a curated record.
UUUUCGAUUUCGUCUUUGUACUCGUCGACUUGUGUGUGAAUUUGACUGCGUUUUUUCCUUUUUUAAUUUUCAAAAUUUUAUUUCAUCGAAUUGAAAAUGCGUGAAAUAAUCUCAAUUUAUGUUGGACAAGCCGGAGCCCAAAUGGGCACAUCCAGCUGGGAAUUGUUCUGUCUCGAACACGGAAUCAAUAUGGACGGCAGUCUACAAGACCAACCAGUGAUCGACGAAAAUACGUCCACAUUCUUCAUGGAAACAUCUGCCGGUAGAUAUGUCCCGAACAGUGUUUUCGUUGACUUGGAACCAUCGGUGAUUGAUGGGAUAAGACAUGGUCCAUUAAGGACACUGUUUCGUCCGUACACGCUAUUGAGUGGAAAAGAGGAUGCUGCGAACAACUAUGCGCGUGGCCAUUACACCAUCGGCAAAGAGAUGAUCGAUAAUGUUUUAGAGCAGGUGCACAAAAUGGCCGAACAGUGCAAAGGCUUACAGGGCUUUCUGAUUUACCAUUCGUAUGGUGGAGGUACUGGUUCCGGUUUCACAACGCUAUUGAUGGAACGCUUAGCAAUGGAAUUUCCGAAGAAGAGUAAACUGGAAUUUUGCAUUUAUCCGUCGCCCAGAGUAUCAACAGCCGUUGUGGAGCCAUACAAUUCGGUGUUGACGGCCCAUGGGACACUAGAACAUUCAGAUGUGGCAUUCAUGUUCGAUAACGAGGCAAUAUUCGAUAUUUGUAAAACGAAAAUCGGCAUCGACCAACCCGGCUACGAGAACUUAAAUCGCAUCAUUGCUCAAGUUGUAUCAUCGACCACUGCUUCACUUCGGUUUUCCGGUUGCAUGAAUGUCGAUCUCAACGAAUUCCAAACGAAUUUGGUUCCGUAUCCACGCGUCCACUUUCCGGUAGUGUCAUACGCACCGUUGCACAGCUUACAAAAGGCGUUACACGAACAAACAUCGGUCGUCGAAGUUUCGAAUGCCUGUUUCGAUCGUUCCAAUUUGAUGGUCAAAUGUGAUCCAGCCAGAGGCAAGUACAUGGCCUGUUGCAUGUUAUAUCGCGGCGAUGUUGUGCCCAAAGACGUGAAUGCAGUGAUUGCUAGUCUGAAGUCGAAGCGACACAUUUCAUUUGUGGAUUGGUGUCCGACCGGCUUCAAAAUUGGCAUCAAUGACAAACGGGUGAGAGCGAUUCCGGGCACCGAACUAGCUGAAAGUUCUCGUGCGGUUUGUAUGUUGGCGAACACAACGGCUGUGGUGGAGGCAUUCAGUCGACUGAACGAAAAGUUCGAUCUGAUGUUUCGAAAGCGGGCUUUCGUUCACUGGUACGUUGGAGAAGGAAUGGAGAAAGUAUUCGGUCGAACGUAUUACCGGAGAAAUGGCGUCUUUGAUUGUGCCAAUGGUUGCAGUAAACUAUCUUAUCGUUUGGGAAUUGGUCUAUGGCUCGAUAGUAUGGCAAACGUGAGAGAAAGUCAAAUGAGUCCUAUGUCGAUGUGUACAAUAGAUUGGCACGAAUUUGUACAUGGAUUGGUUUCAGUGAGGGUCACUGGGAACAACGGGACAUUUGACUGGCUUCAAUACAAACAAGACGAAUCCAGUCGGUACGACAACAAUGCAUGCAACAUGGGGGGUGUCGCCGAGAUACCGUUUGGAAAUGUUGUUAGCUGCAAUGUUGUAAGAUCGAAUCGCAAAAUGGACGGUGUCAAUGAAAUUAUUCGCAUUGGUCAAUUGGGUCCAUUGGCCCACUUUCUGGGCAUUGGUCAAAGAAGGGAUUUUCAACGUGUUGGCAAUAUUUAUCUGCAAUUCAAUCAAGGCAAUUCGUGGUACAUUUGCGCUUAA